This is a messenger RNA of Drosophila persimilis, 1526 nucleotides long. RefSeq lists its product as uncharacterized. The coding region runs from base 108 to 1457 and encodes 449 amino acids. The record is from RefSeq and is a predicted model, not a curated record. Gene Ontology annotation, molecular function: lipid binding. The transcript is spliced from 3 exons. NCBI's taxonomy places the organism in Eukaryota, Metazoa, Arthropoda, Insecta, Diptera, Drosophilidae.
AGUCGAGUACGCUGUCCGAGUACUGAGUGCCGAGUGGAGGCUGGCGCGUUUCCUCUUAAUUUCUCACUGACUGAUACUGAUAAGCAAAAGUUCAAGACAAUCUAGAAAUGAUGAAGCCACUGAUAGGGUUUUUGCUCGUGGGAUUGCUGAUGUGCCAGGCACAGACCCAGCCCCAGGAUGUCGACGCAGCUAUCGUCGAGCAGGAAGCAGGCGAAACGGAUGAAGAACAUAACAUUGAGGCGACGCAGAAUCGCAUGGCUGCGCAGGUCGAGGCGGUUCUCGAACACUUCAAGCAGUCGGAUCCGUUGGGCCUGCCUGGCGUGCCCAUACCCGAUCCUAUAGACGUGCCCGAUGUCAAGAAGAACAUGGGCUUCGGCAAUCUGGAUAUGAAGGAGGUGAAGGCCUACGGUCUGUCCAAGUUCCGCAUAGACACCGUGGAUGCGGACCUAAAGUCGAUGAAGAUUAAGGGUGGCGUUCAAUUGGAUGAGAUGUUGGUUAAGGGCAAGUACAAUCUGGCCAGCUGGAUCUCACGCGCCCAGGGACCCUUUACGGUGAUCCUCAAGAAUGUGUAUGCAGAGGCCACGGCCUUCCUGGCUGUGGAACGUGACGGCCACCUAACCACAGAUCGCAUCAAGAUAGACAUUACCUUCAGGGACAUGGCUAUGGAUUUCCAAAACCUUGGUUUCAUGGGAUCCCUCUUCCAGGGCAUGGUCAACUCUGCCCCCAAUCUUGUCUUUGAUGCGAUGAAGCCAUUUAUGCUGCAGGAGGCCGACAAGCAGCUGCGCAGCGAGAUCGAUACAAUGAUCAAAACGAGCAUGGGAGAUCGCCGUCUGCCGAACUCCAUCACGCCUUUGGACAGCGCCAUUGCUGAGGGCCGUAAGGUGGUGCGCCAGAUGGGCUACGAUCCGUAUCAUCUACCGGACAUGAAUCGCACUAUGGGAGUGUUUAGCGUGCAGCUAUCGCACACCUGGAUCCACGGCAUCUCCAGCUUCUAUCGUGUCGGCAACAUAACGGCCCUCAUGGCCAAUAAGACGGUGUCGCUGGUGUUUCAGGUGGGCACCCAGCAGGUGACUGGAGCCGGCCAAUGGGAGAUGGGGCUGGGCAUGAUGACCCGUGUCGGUCACGUACAGUUUACUGUGCAACAUAUUCGCGCCACUGUGGGCGUCAGUCAGUCCCUGGACACCCGACAGCGUCCGCAGAUCACCGACCUCCAGUUCGACAUGGGCAAUAUCCAAGUGAGAUGCGAUGGCGCCGGCACCUUGGACUAUGUGAUGGAGUUUGCGGUGAAUGUGGUGCCCAAUUUGCUGCGCUACCAGAUCAUGGAUGCCAUCGAGAAUCCCAUCAAGCAGCGGGUUCAGGAGAAAUUCAACACCAUCGAUGUGGAGCAAGCCAUCAAGCAGCUGGCUCACAAGUACGAAACGGAAGGCAGCAACUUUACUUUCGAUUUUAAAAUUUAAAAAGCGGUUUCCUUUAGAAAUCAAUAUAAUAUCUGCAAUUGAAUAAAGAUUUAUAUCCCUUUCAACUGA